Molecule: messenger RNA, 2257 nt
Organism: Erythranthe guttata (spotted monkey flower)
Lineage: Eukaryota; Viridiplantae; Streptophyta; Magnoliopsida; Lamiales; Phrymaceae
Source: RefSeq, a predicted model, not a curated record
UCUCUGUUUUACUUAAUUUUGAUUCGAUUUAGCGUUGGUACCGAUUUUUUAAUUAUUUUUAAUUGCAGGCUUUUAAUUUGGGAAGAAUGUUACUACGAACCUGCAAGUUGUUCCGGGCUUCCGGGAAUUUCGGGAAGCGAGAAUCUAGAAGGUUCUUUUCAAGAUUACAGUGCUUCUUGGCCAAGGGGAGGGGACAAGGUGCAUUUGCUUGUAAACAAGAUGAUGAUGGAUAAUCAAGUUAAUAUCGUAGGAGAAGGAUUAGUUGGAAGAGUUGCGUUUACCGGAAACCAUCAGUGGAUCGUAUCAGAUAACUGUUUCGGAGAAGCUCAUCCACCAGAGGUUCUUAAAGAGGUGUGCCAACAGUUUUCAGCUGGUAUGCAGACAGUUGCGGUUAUUCCUGUUCUUCCCCACGGUGUUGUUCAAUUCGGUUCAUUCUUGACGAUAAGGGAGAAUAUGGGAUUUAUAAACGAUGUAAUAUCAUUACUACUUCAGCUCGGAUAUCUCGACGACUUUAACUAUGUCCAAAACGAGCUUCACUCAAACGGGGCCCCAUUUCAAUCCUCAAACUCGAACCCGAGUCGGAUUGUUCCUCAAUAUUACCAACAAGAAUCCAAAGUUUCUCCAUUAGUGAAUUCGAAUUUUCCUUCCUCAAAUCAAUUAGCAACAAAAGCCGAAGUAGUUAUCCCCUCGAAUUCAGAAAUAUGGACUAAUCAAAACGCUUCGUUGUACACUCAAGGGCCCACUCUAGAUUUUCCUUCGGGCAGUUCAUCCAAGAAUCGAAAUUCCAUACCGAAAAUGGAUGCUUAUAACUCCGAUUCAUUAGCCCAUUUCACAGCUGAUUUUUCGCAAAGUGGGACGAAAUACGAUAAUGAUUUGUACGUCCAAACUGAAUCGGGAGACGAUUUGUUCGAUGUUCUUGGAGCUGAUUUCAAGGUAAAUUAUUCAGUAGUAGCAGCUCGUUUAAGGGGUUUGAUCAAUUUACCGUCUAAAACGAGUUCAGAAAUAUACUCCACCAGCCAAGAAAAUUCGGAGAAUGGGAUUAUUUUCACCACCGACCAUCUCUUGGAGGCUGUGGUCUCGAAAGUCAACGCCCCCCCCUCAGCCAAACAGGGCAUAGACGAAGACAUUUCCUGCAGAACAACUUUGACCAACACGAGCACCUCCUCGGCACCCGAUACUUCAAUCCCCUAUGCCAGAUUAGGGGAGCUGUUUGGCGUUCCGAAAUAUUCGGCGAAAAACGGUAAAAUGAUGAGUUCUUGUUCGAAGGAAGAAUCCGGAAGUUAUUCGCAGGGCAGUUCUAUUUACGGAUCUUCGUCUCAAAUAAGUUCUUCGUGGGUCCCACAGGCUGAUGAUCGGAAAGUGAAACAGAAUAACGGUAUUGCCACUAAUGGAUAUUCCAAGAAACCUGAAGAAACGAGCAAAACGAAUCGAAAGAGGCUUAAGCCUGGCGAAAAUCCAAGGCCUAGGCCGAAAGAUCGUCAGAUGAUCCAAGAUCGUGUUAAGGAAUUACGAGAAAUCGUGCCAAAUGGAGCAAAGUGUAGUAUUGAUGCGCUACUUGAACGAACUAUCAAGCAUAUGAUUUUCUUGCAAAGCGUGACGAAGCAUGCGGACAAGCUAAAGCAAACCGGAGAGUCCAAGAUUAUUAGCAAGGACGGAGGUUUGUUGUUAAAAGACAAUUUCGAAGGCGGAGCUACAUGGGCUUAUGAAGUUGGUUCACAAUCGAUGGUUUGUCCAAUCAUAGUCGAGGAUCUAAAUCAGCCCCGACAAAUGCUCGUUGAGAUGCUGUGUGAAGAAAGAGGGUUAUUUUUGGAAAUAGCAGAUAUAAUUAGGGGACUUGGGCUAACUAUUCUAAAGGGGGUGAUGGAGACUCGGAACGACAAGAUAUGGGCACGUUUUGCCGUAGAGGCAAAUAGGGAUGUGACGAGAAUGGAAAUAUUUAUCUCGUUAGUUCGGCUUCUGGAGCAAAGUGCAAAGAGCGGCGAAAGCCUAAUGGCUCAACAAUUUCACCAACUCGCCUCGGUUCCCGUGUCUAAUAAUAGACCUCGUUAGUAGUUCGGUUUCGGAUAAUGUUAAGAGCGACUAUUAAUUAUAACUCGCCAUGACUAACACUGUCUGAUUGUAGACAAAAAAACCUCGGAUUUGCAACGCUUACAUUGUACUCUUUUUUUUUUUUUUUUUUUUCUUUCUUACUUGUCAUUUUUAUGUAAGAAUUGUGGAUCUUUUUUCCAUUCCCUAUUUUGUGAUGCUUGUUUUGCUA